CUGCCUUCGGCACACGGCUGAGCCGCCGCCCCGGGGGAUCUCAUGGGCUGCGUGCUGGAAGGUACCCCUGCUCCUCCUCGUGCUCUCCCCGACAUGCUGCAGCUGAUCAACACACCGGACAAUGACUUUUCGGGGCUGUUCGAUGAGCCGUUUGCUGCCUCUGACAGCACAGUGUCCCCGGGGCUCCCUCCAGCCCCCACCAGCUACCUGGGGCCCAGCAAUCCACCGCCCACCGGCAAUGUGUUCCCGGCCCCCCCCGUGCUGUCAACAUUCACCCCACAGUCCCCCACCCCGCUCCUGCCAGCUCCCGGCCCCCCAGCAGCACUGGGGGUGAAGGAGGAACUUGCGGCCGUGCCCAGCAGCCAGCCCCAGCCCGGCGUAAUGCUGGCCCCCAGCUUCGUCCCCGCAUCCCCUGGGCAGUUCAGCCCCCAGCCUAUGGUGGGCUUCCAGAGCCAGCACAGCUUCCCUGCUGUUCAGCCUGGGGGGGCUGCGCAGAGCCCCCUGCCCACCCCACAGCCAGCCCAGCCCGUGACACUGCCUGGCCCUGUGCAGAGCGUGGCACCGCAGCAGCUCCUGGCACCCAGCCCCGCUGCCACCACCCAGCCCGUGUCACCCCAGAUCCAGCCGGUGCCGGUGCUGCUGCAGCCCCACUUCAUCAAGGCAGAUUCCCUGCUGCUGACAGCCGUCAAGACAGAUGCUGGCAGUGCCAAGACUUCCACCAUCACCUCUUUGGCCACCAACAGCACCGCGGCUCCACUGCAGGUGCCGGCUCUGGUGAGUGGGGGUACCAUCCUGGCCACGGUGCCACUGGUGGUGGACGCUGAGAAGCUGCCCAUCAACCGGCUGGCGCCCAGCGGGAAGGCAGCGCUGCUGCAGAGCAAAGGGGAGAAGCGGACGGCGCACAACGCCAUCGAGAAGCGCUACCGCUCGUCCAUCAAUGACAAGAUCGUGGAGCUGAAGGACCUGGUGGUGGGCACCGAAGCCAAGCUCAACAAGUCGGCGAUCCUGAGGAAGGCCAUCGAGUACAUCCGCUUCCUGCAGCAGAGCAACCAGAAGCUGAAGCAGGAGAACCUCAGCCUGAAGAUGGCCGUGCAGAAGAGCAAGUCCCUCAAAGACCUGGUGGCCUCCUGCGGUGCCGGCCCCAAGGCGGAGGCGCCCAUGGAGGUGGCGAAGGCAGAGGUGAUGGAGAUGCUGACCCCACCGCCCUCGGAUGUGGGCUCCCCAUCCCGCGGCAGCCCGCUCUCGCUCAGCGGGGGCAGCAGCAACAGCAGCAGUGACUCCGAGCCUGACAGCCCCCUCUGCAACCACAGCAAGGUGAAGCAGGAGCACCCACCACCCUCACCUGGCAGCCAGGGGAUGCUGGACCGCUCCCGAAUGGCCCUCUGUGCCUUCGUCUUCCUCUGCCUCUCCUUUAACCCCCUGGCCUCCCUGCUUCGCGGCUCCAGUGCCCCAGCACCAUCUGGGAGCCUGGGUACUGCUGGUCCUGGAAGAAGCAUCAUGGCUGAGUCUGGCACUGCAGAGGAGCCGUGGGGAUGGUCACAGUGGCUGUGGCCCACACUGGUGUUCUGGGGCCUGAAUGUGGCCCUGGUGCUGGGAGCUGUGGUGCGGCUCUUCGUCUACGGGGAGCCAGUCACCCCUCCGCACUCCGAAUCCUCUGUCCUCUUCUGGCGGCACCGCCGGCAGGCGGACCUGGACCUCGACCGGGGGGAUUUCGCACAGGGGGCCCAGCACCUGCGCACAGCACUGGGGGCUCUGGGCCGCCCGCUGCCCGCCUCCCACGGGGACCUGGCCUGCAGCCUGCUGUGGAGCCUGCUCCGCCACCUGCUCCAGCGCCUCUGGGUGGGCCGCUGGCUGGCUGCCCGCGCUGGGGGGCUGCGCCCAGACCCCCCGCCCCGCGCCCACGUCCGACAGAGCGCCCGCAAUGCAGCCAUGGCCUACCACCGCCUGCACCAGCUGCACCUGGCUGGGAAGCAGGCCGGGGGGCACCUGCUGGCCAUCAACCUGGCACUCAGUGCCGUCAACUUGGCUGAGUGCGCCGGUGACGCCGUCUCGGUGGCUGCGCUGGCUGAGAUCUACGUGGCGGCCGCACUGCGCAUCAAGGCCAGCCUGCACCGCUGCUUCCACUUCCUGGCUCGCCCCUUCCUCUGCAGUGCCCGCCGCGUGGCCCUGUCCCAUGGUGGGGCUGUGCCCCCCGCCAUGCAGUGGCUCUGCCACCCGUUGGGUCACCGCUUCUUCGUGGACGGGGACUGGGCCAUCAAGGGCGUUCCGAGAGAGACCAUCUACAGCUCUGCCGGUGACCCAGUGGACCCGUUGGCGCAGGUGACCCAGCUCUUCCGUGAGCACCUCCUGGAGAAGGCGCUGUACUGCGUGGCCAUGCCCGAACCUGGCCGUCCUGCUGCCCAGGGAGAGGGGCGGUUUUCGGACGCGUUGGAGUACCUUCAGCUGCUCAAUGGCUGCUCCCAUGCCAGCAGCAUGCCUGGCCCCACGCCCUCCAUCAGCUCCGGCCUGGCGGCGGUGACAGGCACCGACCCUGUGUCCAAGUGGUGGGCAUCCCUCAUUGGCACGGUCAUUCACUGGCUGAAGGGUGAUGAGGAGGGGGCUGAGCGGCUCUACCCGCUGGUGGAAGCCAUGCCCCGGGCACUGCAGAGCUCUGAGAAGCCCCUUCCCCGUGCUGCACUGCACUCCUUCAAGGCGGUCCGGGCCAUGCUGAACAAGCAGGACGGCAGCCAGGCCAGCCUGAGCCACUGUGAGAAGGCCAGCAGCUGCCUGCGGGAGAGCCUGGCUCUGCAGCCCCCCAAGUGCACCAUCGACAAGGCGGUGCAGCUUCUACUGUGCGACCUGCUCCUGGUCACCCGCACCAACCUGUGGCAGCAGCAGAUGAGUGCCAGCCAGCAGCUGCGUGGCACCUACCAGGCAUCUGCCCUGGAGCUCCGUGGCUUCCAGCAGGACCUCAGCAGCCUACGGCGCCUGGCACAGACUCUGCGGCCUGCCAUGCGAAGGGUGUUCCUGCACGAAGCCACCGCCAGGCUGAUGGCCCGCGCCAGCCCCACUCGCACCCACCAGCUGCUGGACCGCAGCCUGCGGAGGAGAGGGGUGCAGGGCAGCAAGGCAGCCGGCGAGCCGGAGAGCCACCCCACGCCGCGGGAGCACGCCGAAGCACUGCUGCUGGCCUGCUGCUACCUGCCCCCCAGCUUCCUCUCGGCCCCCGGGCAGCGUGUGGGGAUGUUGGCUGAGGCCGCCCGCACGCUGGAGAAGCUGGGGGACAGGCGGACACUGCACGACUGCCAGCAGAUGAUCAUCAAGCUGGGCAGCGGCACCACCGUCACCUCGGGCUAGCGGGGGAUGUGGGCACGUGCCACCUGUCCCCCCCCACCCCGUGCCAUAUGAGUGAUGGCGACGUGCGUGCCUCGGUGUCCCCCUCUCUCUGAGAUGGUGUCAGGGUGCAGUUCUUAAGGUGACGGACGGGAGCGGCGGGGUGACGUCCCGUGUCACCAUCCGCUGUGGGUGCUGGGCGUACAUCCCAGCGCGGGCACCCUGCUGGCUGUCCCUGUGCCCGGCGCAGUUGGGUGACGGGACGUGGGGACCUCUAGUGACACUGUCACAGUAUUGCACGGCACUGGGGUUCCUCCUCCCAGUGCCCGCCACCCCCCUGCAAAACCCCAGCGCGAGGCUGGGGCCGUCCUCACCCCAGUCUGCUGCGUGACCCUGCCCCUCCCCGUGGGUCCCACAGCACGAGGCUGGGGGGGAGGACACACCUCAGCACUGUCCCCACUAGGGGAGAGCGGGAGGGUUUGCCCCGCGGUGGCAGCUAAGAUGGCACCGUAAGGUGCCCGUGGUAGGAAAGAGGGGCCCCCCCGCCCUCCCCCAGCACUGCCCAUUCCCCCCAUUAGGAGCUGUGCCCCCCCUGCAGCCCAACCCCACGCGCUUUGGGAGAAGGGGUGGCUCUGGGUUGGGAUGUGGAGGACUGGUGGGUGCCCCCAUCCCCUUGCUGUGCCCCUACUUUGUAUAUAGCUCCCCGCUGUGCCCCACUUCACCCUUAUCCCCCUCCCCCCCUCCCUUGCCUUUUUAAACGGUAUUUUCAUAGCUGCAGAGUUUUGUACAGUGAAUUAAAGCCAAUUAUUUAUACUGUCGUGUGCUGGACUGGGGGUGCGGGUUUGACACAUGGAGGGGGGCACAGAGCAUAACCUACGGGUCCUGCCUUCCCCCCAGCGUGAGGCUGCGCAGGAUGGGGGGGGCAAGGGCGGCAGGGAUGGGGACAUUGGCUGCCAGAGAGACCCCAAAUGCACCCUCCAUUCACAAGACCUCCCCCGUACCUCAACCCCAUGUUUGUGUCCCCCCGCCCAAGCCCGAGCUCACUAUGAGACCUUUGGUCCAGGGGACAAAGGGACACUUGGCCAUCCGCCCACAGGAGGAACACAGGCCACGAGCAGGGCGCAGAGUACUUCCAAAACAAUCGUUGUAUCUUUAUUGACGCUCUGAAUGCAAUGACCUGUUUUUUACUCUUAAGGAAAAUAAACAUCUUUUAGAAACA
This is a messenger RNA of Meleagris gallopavo (turkey), 4531 nucleotides long. The record is from RefSeq and is a predicted model, not a curated record. Lineage: Eukaryota; Metazoa; Chordata; Aves; Galliformes; Phasianidae.